This is a messenger RNA of Neltuma alba, 3704 nucleotides long. Its product is annotated as serine/threonine-protein kinase CTR1. The record is from RefSeq and is a predicted model, not a curated record. The transcript is spliced from 16 exons. Lineage: Eukaryota; Viridiplantae; Streptophyta; Magnoliopsida; Fabales; Fabaceae. The coding region runs from base 438 to 3242 and encodes 934 amino acids. Gene Ontology annotation, biological process: protein phosphorylation. Gene Ontology annotation, molecular function: ATP binding; protein serine/threonine kinase activity.
UUAAAAUACUCUUACGUCAAGACCUGCCAACCGAAGUUCAUCCAUAUUUCAGAGCUACUCUCUGUGUUUCUCUUUUUCUAUCCUCUCCACCGCCUUUGGAAUCUCAACUAGCUGUUUUAGCUUAUUAGUGGGAGCUCUCCUGUGUUAUUGAACGAGACCCUUACCACCAACCUGGCACGUCAAAAUUCUCAAGGGCGAAAGUUCAGAUUGUAACAGCAAAAAAUUGUUGCACUUGCGAUGACAAUCUAUUGAAGAACUCGAUCGGAGUUAAAGUGGCUGAGGGAGAGGUUGGACGGUCAGUGAAGUUUUGGGUUUUAAGGGAGAGGAACGACGACGGCGGCCGUGGAGAAGAAUAGUUUGCACGUGAGCGCGUGCAUCUGUGGUUGUAGGGUGGUUUGGGUGGGUGCUUGAUCUGAUCCUCUCGGGAGGCUCGUGAAAUGCCUCACAGAGCGACUUACUUUUUCCCCAGGCAGUUCCCGGAGCGUGGGUUGGAUGAAUCUUCGAAACAACUAUUAGAUCACGAGAAGAAGAAAAUAGUCAACUCCAUCAAAUCAGAAACCUUUGACCCUGAAAGCGACCCCAAAAAGGCAAUUAGAACAACUACUGCCACAACAACAGAGGACGAUGUCGUUUUCCCGUCUGGGAAACACUCAGCUGUAUCCGACCUUUUCACGGGCAAUGACAAGUUCCGGACCAAGCAGAAGCUAGUCGCUGCUUUCCGCGACUGGGUGAUAGAGAAAAAGGGGGAUAGAUGGGGUCACGUGAAACCACAUCCUGGCCGGCUAUCCUAUGAGGGGGAUCGCGAGCUUCUGCUUCCAUCGGAGUCCGUGCCUCCUCCGCCACCGGAGACAGUGAAAGAUGCAAUCGACCGGGGUUUUGACCGCCAAGUCUCCUUGCCGAGGUUAUCCAGCGGCAGCAGCUAUGCUGGGAGCUUGUUCUCGGGGACAACCUUGGACGGCAACUUUUCUAGCGACGUUAAGGAGGAAACGACAUCGUCUCGGGUCUCCUCCACAACAAGAAGACUGGAGGAAGAAAAGGAGGAAGCAGAAAGUAAGGAGACGUUGGCGCAGAAGUGCAAAGAGAGCUACAGCCUGCAGAUCACGCUGGCUAGGAGAGUCACCUGUCUAGCAAGUCUCGCUGCUGAUGAGCCUGUGCUUACUUUGGACGCUGGAAUCGAGACGUGGGAUGUGGAAUCCGUUUCUUAUCGUCUCUGGGUUAGCGGCUGCUUAUCAUACUCCGACAAAAUAUCAGAUGGUUUUUAUAACAUUUUGGGGAUGAAUCCAUAUCUGUGGGUGAUGUGCAAUGAGCUGGAGGAAGACAGGCGGCUCCCACCUUUGAUGGCGCUUAAAGCAGUCGAACCAAACGAGUCGUCUAUGGAGGUGGUUGUUGUGGAUAGACACGAGGACUCUAGGCUAAAGGAACUUCAUGAUAAAGCACAAGAAUUGUAUUGUGACUCAGAGAACACCUUGGUAUUGGUGGAAAAACUUGGAAAACUUGUUGCGAUAUAUAUGGGGGGUGCUUUCCCGGCGGAGCAAGGAGACCUCCGCAAGCAAUGGAAGUUGAUUAGUAAGAGAUUGAGGAAUUUUCAUAAGUGUGUUGUGCUUCCUAUCGGCAGCUUAUCUGCAGGACUUUGCAGGCAUCGGGCCAUCCUCUUCAAGAGAUUGGCAGAUUACAUUGGUUUGCCAUGUCGUAUUGCUCGAGGUUGCAAGUAUUGUGCUGCAGAUCAUAGAUCUUCUUGCCUCGUCAAGAUUAAAGAUCACAGCCAACUCUCUAGGGAAUAUGUAGUUGAUCUAGUUGGGGAACCUGGAAAUGUUCACGGGCCAGAUUCCUCAAUUAAUGGAGCAUAUGUCUGUUCAACGCCUUCCCCUUUUCAAAUUUCUCAUAUACUGGAAUCUCAGUCUCCUUAUAUGGAUGAUGCGUUAAGUUCUCGGUUUUCAAGUUCCAUAGUCAGUUCUGUUGUUCCUGAAAGUCAUGUAUAUUCUGGCUGUACAAAGAAAGAUAAACUUUUCAAAGGAAAUUAUUUGCUUAAAUGUCCUGUGAACUCAAAAUAUGCUUCAGUGGAUCAAACUCAUGCAGUUAAUGCAGAGGAACGUGAAGUUCUAGGUUCGAAUCUGUCUUCCAUUCAGCAAGGUGUUUCUGAAGACCUGCAUUCAACCACUGAAGCAUUGUUGCAUGAAUAUCCCAUGCAUGUUGAGGAUUCAGUUGUUGUGAAAGAAACUUCCAAUAAUGAGAGUAUUGUAACCGGAAGUCCAGUAGCAAAAGCUACUUCUAAGAAGCCUAUACUGGGCCCAUCCUGCCAGUCAGAACAAGAAUCUGUAGAUAGUAGACUUGAAAACUGUGACCGUUUCUCUGCUGGAAACAUUCCAAGAUAUUUGAACAUUGAACCAUCACUCGCCAUGGAUUGGCUUGAAAUAUCGUGGGAUGAAUUACGCAUUAAAGAGCGUGUUGGUGCCGGGUCAUUUGGGACAGUGCACCGUGCUGAAUGGCAUGGAUCUGAUGUUGCAGUCAAGGUUUUAACAAUUCAGGAUUUCCAGGAUGACCAGUUGAAAGAGUUUCUCAGAGAGGUUGCAAUAAUGAAACGUGUCCGCCAUCCAAAUGUGGUUCUCUUCAUGGGCGCAGUUACAAAACGGCCUAAUCUAUCAAUUGUUACAGAAUAUUUGCCAAGGGGUAGUUUGUACCGCCUGAUACAUAGGCCAGCAUCUGGUGAAAUGUUGGAUCAGAGGAGACGACUACGGAUGGCUUUAGAUGUGGCUAAAGGGAUCAAUUAUCUACACUGUUUGAGCCCUCCAAUCGUGCAUUGGGAUCUCAAAUCUCCAAAUUUGUUAGUUGACAAAAAUUGGACUGUAAAGGUGUGUGAUUUUGGAUUGUCGAGAUUUAAGGCGAACACUUUCAUAUCAUCAAAAUCUGUUGCUGGAACACCUGAAUGGAUGGCUCCAGAAUUUCUACGUGGAGAGCCUUCAAAUGAGAAGUCCGAUGUUUACAGCUUUGGAGUCAUCCUGUGGGAGCUUGUGACCAUGCAGCAACCAUGGAAUGGGCUCAGUCCUGCCCAGGUGGUUGGAGCUGUUGCCUUUCAGAAUCGGAAGCUUGCUAUCCCUCUAAACAUCUCCCCAGUAUUGGCCUCCCUCAUGGAAUCUUGUUGGGCCGAUGAUCCCAAGGAAAGGCCUUCUUUCUCCAAUAUAGUCGAAUCGCUAAAGAAGCUGCUGAGGUCUCCGGUGGAGAUGAUAAAAAUGGGUGGGACAUGAGGCGCACUCUGCCUAUAAUUGGCUUUUUCAUAUUUUGCCAAGUCUGUUGCUCUUAUGUGGAAGUGUUAACAAGUAAUCUGAACCUUGUUAGUCAUCUUCCCUGACCACCAAAACUUUUUGUUCGUUUGCAAGUUGCAACUGUAUAUCUGUUGCUUCUUCCUGCUAACCCAUUCCAGAAAGGGCAUCAAUGAAGAGCCAUCGAGUUUGAAGUUUAGUCAUCACUCGAGACUCGAGAGCAAGUAGGAGCUGAUUAGAUUAUUGAGGAAUAAGAACUCGACUCCAGCCCGUUCUAUGGACAAUUUAAGAUAUGAGGACUGCCGAUAUAGUAAAAAUUUGCUGGGCUGUAAGCCUGUAAUAAGUUUGGAAUGUAUUAUUGAUGUCUGAUAACAAUUCACAAACGUUGUACUCGUCAUUUUGAUGUUUUAAGCAGUAGGCAUGAUUUGUAGUGCAGAUUAGACGCUA